Molecule: messenger RNA, 849 nt
Organism: Gaeumannomyces tritici R3-111a-1
Lineage: Eukaryota; Fungi; Ascomycota; Sordariomycetes; Magnaporthales; Magnaporthaceae
Exons: 3
Coding region: 1-849 (282 amino acids)
Cellular component (GO): extracellular region
Source: RefSeq, a predicted model, not a curated record
AUGCAGCGCCGCACCGCCAAGGACCCUGUGAAGGACAACAAGUCCGGUGAGAGCUCCAUCUCAGCAACGCAGGCUAUCGGGAUUAUGGGCCUGAGUACCGCACGACGACGUUGGGGACUCCGGAGAGUCAUAACGAAGUUCACCAGCACCCUCGUCGCGAGCCUUGCCCUCGCGGGCACCGGCCUCGCCGCCCCGUCGACGUGCUCCUCGCCGAGGCUCGGCCGCCGCGACGCGGCGACCAUCAACCUGGCGCUGACGGACGUGCUCGAGAAGAUCUCGCUCUUCGACGCCGCCAUGCUGCAGUACCAGGGCGGCGCGGACCUGACCGCCAUCGCCGAGACGGGCUACAACACGGUCGAGGCCGUCCGCGGCGCCAGCGCCCGAGUGUCCAAUACCACCGCCGUCGCCUCCGCCGCCGAAGCCACCCAGUUUGCGCCCCUGGUCGAGCGCCUGAGCGUCGCGGGUGAAGGGCUCCUGGGCCGCGUCGUCAGCCAGACGGUCAACUUUACGUCGUCGGGCAUGUGCUCCGACAUCUACAACUGCGUCAACGAGAUUGGCCAGGGCGUCGGCAAGCUGAUGACCGAGGUGGCCGCCAAGUUCCCCGCCGAGGCCAAGUACCCGGCCCCGGCCACGAUCCAGCGCUUCACCGACCUGUUCGCCUCGACCAACGCCAGGCUGCAGGCCUGCGCUGCCGCCGUGCCGCGCCCCGCUGGCUCUAGCGUCUCCCCGGGCCCCCGGCCCUUCCACUCGACCGCCCCGCCCACCGUCACCGGCGCCGCCGUCCUGCCGCCCGCGGGGCCCGGCGCCGCCACGCCAUCGCCCCAGGCCCCGGCCGCCACGUCCGUCUAG